This is a messenger RNA of Hyaena hyaena (striped hyena), 878 nucleotides long. RefSeq names its product plasminogen receptor with a C-terminal lysine (gene PLGRKT). The transcript has 6 exons. Gene Ontology annotation, cellular component: plasma membrane. Gene Ontology annotation, biological process: positive regulation of plasminogen activation. The record is from RefSeq and is a predicted model, not a curated record. Lineage: Eukaryota; Metazoa; Chordata; Mammalia; Carnivora; Hyaenidae. The coding region runs from base 184 to 627 and encodes 147 amino acids.
CGGUCUAGUCGCGGCGGACGGGAUCCGGGCCUGGAGGCCUCGCCGCGCUCACUGUCUGUCCUCACCCCCGCCGCCCGCCGCCCAGUGUGGUUUCCCUUGGGGACCACAGGGAACUUCUACAUCCUGCCUGGAUUCUACUUUUAACCCUGAGACCAAGAAACUGAGGCCCAAGAACAGGUCAAGAUGGGGUUUAUAUUCUCAAAAUCUAUGAAGGAAAACAUGAAAAACCAACAGGAGUUUAUGCUUAUGAAUGCUCGACUCCAGCUGGAAAGACAGCUAAUAAUGCAGAAUGAAAUGAGAGAAAGGCAAAUGGCUUUGCAGAUUGCUUGGUCUCGAGAAUUCCUCAAGUAUUUUGGAACUUUUUUUGGCAUUGCAGCCAUCUCUUUAACAGCUGGGGCAAUAAGAAGGAAAAAGCCAGCCUUCCUCUUCCCUAUCAUUCCGUUAGGCUUUGUCUUCACCUACCAGUAUGACUUAGGAUAUGGAACCCUUCUCCAAAGAAUGAAAGGUGAAGCUGAGAACAUACUGGAAACAGAAAAGAGUAAGUUGCAACUGCCAAGAGGAAUGAUCACUUUUGAAAGCCUUGAAAAAGCCAGAAGGGAACAGAGUAAAUUCUUCAUAGACAAAUGAAAUAAUGUUUACCCACCGAACCUCAAAACACUUCAUCGUUGACUUGAAUCAUGGUUUUUACAAUUUUUUUAGAUGCUUGAGAUUUUGAUAUAAUGGAUGUUAUUUUAAAAUGUUAAAAUGCAAGAUGGGUUUUGUUAAAUGAUUUUAAAAAUAAAAUUUAUAACAUCGACACAAACUCAUGAAGGUACUCUAAAUAGCUUUCUAUUUCCUAUAUAUGUGUGUAUCACAAAUAUCUAAAUGUAUAAUUAAUA